AUCAGUUUCUUAUCUCUCCGAGUAGGAUGUGAUCACUGAUUCUACGUGUGGACAAACAAACGGUACCCACCCACAGCUCACAUCGCAAAGGCUAUGGCACUUAUCGGGCAGGGAAAACGAGAGGAAGUAACAGACGCUUUCGGAUCUGUCGACCGUGGUGACACCCACAACUUUACUGGAUGCGUCAAGUUAAAGAGCAUAUUCUGUGACAUCUCUCAGUCCUUCUCCCCUUGGUUCUAGUCCGUCGCCUUGUUCGAGACGCCUGUUUCUGCCCAUGUAGGAUCUCAUGUAUUUCAAUUGGGCAGACACGCAGCUACUCCUCCUGAUAGAGCAUUGCAUACGAAGAGGGGAAUACAACGAGAGUUUACAACUUUUAGCGAACGCUCCUGAUUUUGGCCCGUUUCUCCACGUUCCAGAAGCGAAGAUACUACCGCUUGUAUUCGGUUGGGAUAUCUACGAUCUAGUGUAUAUGAUUCAGCAACUGAUAUGUCAAGCCCUGUUUGCAUCUGGACGUAUGCGAGAGGCGAUGGACUCUCUGCACGUAAACGACAAUCGCCUCGACGAAGAGAAUGAAGCGAGGAAGGCCGACCUUCGUUGGCUCGGCGGUCUGUGGUUUUACUACCGAAUUUUGGAGCAGUUAGGUGACGGAGCCAUAUGCCAAAAGAAAUAUGACGAUGAUAUCACUUGGUACUCUGUGCCACUGUGCCUUUGCCCAGAAUCUCGGGCUGUUGAUGGUAGAUCGGGCGGGUUUCGGUAUGACUCGUUCAUCCACUGUACUCAAGUGGUAUGCUCUAGAAUUCGCAAAGGAAUGUCUCUCAGCAAUAGAAGUGACCAACGAUGCGGAAUGUGGAGCAAUUACGAAGGACUUGGCCUUGAUGGCUCGCUAUUCCCCGGUUCUACCCGCGUUUUCGUCAAGCGGAGCAAGGCAAGAGUACUUAUGUAAAGAGUUUUGGGAUGAUGGUUUGGAAGAUACCGACCAAGUCAAGAUUUCUUUCGCGUAAUCCUCACCAGGCAGUCCUAAAUGCAUGCCGUUCG
Molecule: messenger RNA, 1035 nt
Organism: Pisolithus orientalis
Lineage: Eukaryota; Fungi; Basidiomycota; Agaricomycetes; Boletales; Pisolithaceae
Exons: 3
Coding region: 287-943 (218 amino acids)
Source: RefSeq, a predicted model, not a curated record